AUGAAGUAUCUUGCUAAUUUCUCAUUUCUAGGUCUGGCCUGUGCCGGUUCCCACGCGGCAUCCAUCUUGACUGGCACGUCAGUCACAACGCCCCUCGGCUCGUUCAACCUUUCUAGAGGUGCGGCAUGUGCGUGCCAAAGGCUCUCUCAUACUUCCGGCGGAGUGAUACGUCCGAACAGCGCCAACUAUACUGCUCAGGCCGCCGACGCCUACUGGGACGUUCGGGCUGAUCUUUCUCCUGCCUGUAUUUUCCUUCCCGCAACCGCUAAUGAUGUCGCGCAUGCUCUCGAAGUAUUCGGUUCUUGUGAUGCGCAAUUUGCGGUCCGUGGUGGAGGCCACAUGAAUUAUCCGGGAUCGAACAACAUCGUCGGCGGUGUCCUCGUGGGCCUUUCGAAACUCAACAACGUCAAAGUCAACAGCGAUACCGUUGAAGUAGGACCGGGUCUUACCUGGUACGAUGUCUACUCAGCUCUUGAUUCCCACGGUCGUGUUGCUAUCGGUGGUCGCAUGAAGACAAUUGGUGUUCCUGGGUUGACUCUUAUCGGUGGCUUCCACUAUUUCAACAACAAGUACGGAUAUGCCAUGGACAAUGUGGUCAGCUACGACGUGGCCCUUGGGAAUGGCACACAGAUCACUGUCGACAAAGAUUCGCAUGGUGACCUCUUCUGGGCUUUGAAGGGCGGUGCCAAUAACUUCGGCAUCGUAACUAAGUUCACGUUGAAGACCUACGACAUGCCAAUGGUCAGCACGACCAUCCAGGUGUACAAUGAGAGCGGGAUUCCUGAUUUCAUUACUGCGGUUUGCAAUGCUGCCAAGCUGGAUGAGGAAGACCCCAUUGCUGCCGGUAUGAUCGCUACAGUUGAGUACAAUGCUACUACCGAAGUGGUUUCUGCUUCGGUUCUUGGUGUCCAGGAGGGCGCAGUUAGUCCUCCUUCUCAGUUUUCCAACUUUACUGCCAUUCCGGCAACAACCAGAAUCAACAAGAUUCAGUCUAUGAAGAGCUGGGUGGCGGUGUUGGACUCACCUAAGCAGAUGUUCCGUGUCAUGUUCUCUCACAAGAGUAUGAAGCCUGACCCGGAGGUUCUCUACUCAAUUUACAAUGCAUGGAAAGACGCAGUCGAUGAAAUCGCCGAUGUCGAGGGUCUUUACCCUACAUUCGUGACCAAUGUGCAUGCUCCCAGUUCAGCGCGAGUUGCACUUAACAAUGGCAUUGGCAAUGUCUGGGGUUUGGAAGCAGAGCCUUUGAUUCUAUGGCAAUUCAGCACGGGAUGGGCAUUGGCGCAGGAUGAUCUUCGCGUUGAAGCUUGGUCCCGCCAGCUCACCGAGCGACUCCAUAAGAUCAAUGUCGAGAAGGGACUUGCAUCUGACUUUGUCUACAUGGGUGAUGCGGGUGGAUGGCAAAAUCCCUUUGCAGGGUUCCCAGCUGAGAAUGUGGCCCGCAUGAGAGAGAUCAGAUCCUCCUAUGAUCCCAAGGGCAUUUUCUCUCGGCUCAACUGGGGUGGUUUCAAGCUUGGAAUUUGA
Penicillium cinerascens is the source of this 1521-nucleotide messenger RNA. RefSeq names its product FAD-binding oxidoreductase. The transcript is spliced from 4 exons. The record is from RefSeq and is a predicted model, not a curated record. Gene Ontology annotation, molecular function: FAD binding. The coding region runs from base 1 to 1521 and encodes 506 amino acids. NCBI's taxonomy places the organism in Eukaryota, Fungi, Ascomycota, Eurotiomycetes, Eurotiales, Aspergillaceae.